AUGGGAAGUAAUAUAAACUUCAAGAAUUUGGGAAAUGAUUCACUGGCGGAAGGCAGUGGUGGAAGGCUGCCUGAUAGUUUUCCCUUGAGGCAGCAGCCAUUAAUGUAUUCAUUGACAUUUGAUGAGUUUCAGAGUAACAUGGGGAGUUUUGGAAAAGUUGGGUCAAUGAACAUAGAUGAGUUGGUUAAAAACAUUUGGAGUGCCGAGGAGAAUCAAACUAUGGGGUUCAUUAGUGGAGACGGUAGGGGGGAGAGAGGCGAGGAAGGGGGUGGCAAUUUGCAGAGGCAGGUAUCAUUGAAUCUUCCACGUACACUGAGUCAGAAGACGGUCGAUGAGGUUUGGAAGGAUAUUACUAAAGAGUAUGGUGUUGGGAAGGAUGGGAGUGGUAGUGUUGAUGACCCGAGCACAAUACCUCUGAGGGAACCAACUUUGGGUGAGAUGACACUUGAGGAUUUCUUAAUGAAAGCUGGGGUAGUGAGGGAAGAUGCUCAGUUGGCUGGAAAGCCUGAUGAUAUUGGAUUUUUUGGUAACUUGUCAUACACCGGGAAUAAUCUUGUUGAGGGAUUCGGAUGCCGAAAUGCAGAUGGGAAUGAGGGGGUGAUGGAUAAUAGAAUUGCGGAAAAUAGUAAGGAAACAGCCAUGAAAUCAACUAAUUCACUGUUGAAUGUAAAUGGGGUGAGAUCUACUACACAUUUAAAACCAAGUCAACAGCAGCCUCAGCCUCUACAGCAACGACAACUUUUUCCCAAGCAGCCUGUUUUGCCUUAUAGGUCUCCCUUGGGUAUAUCGAAUGGUGAUCAAUUCAGUAGUCCAAUAAUUAGGGGUGGGAUUGGUAGGCUUUGUGAUUCAGGAAUGAAUAAUAAUUUGGUCCAAAGUGCCACACUGCAGGGAAUGGUUGAUUUAGGAUCUGAGGUAGGAGGAGCUGCAAUGGGAUCCCCAGUCGUUUCAUCAGAUGGGCUCGCGAAGGAUAAUGGAGAUGCGUCUUCUAUGUUACCGGUACCAAAUAUGUUUAAUAGUGGUUUGAGGGGUAGGAGAAGCAGUGCUAUGGAGAAAGUUGUUGAAAGGCGGCAGAAGAGAAUGAUCAAGAACAGAGAGUCAGCAGCAAGAUCGCGGGCUCGAAAGCAGGCACACACUACGGAGUUGGAAGAAGAAGUUGCAAAACUGAAGGAAGAAAACGAUGAAUUGCGAAUAAAACUGGCAGAAAUUGUGGAAAUGCAGAGGAAUCAGGUCCUGGAGACGAUGAACCAACCGCGAACAAGCAAAAGACAGUGCUUGAGACGGACUCAGACAGGUCCAUGGUAA
This is a messenger RNA of Fraxinus pennsylvanica, 1302 nucleotides long. Lineage: Eukaryota; Viridiplantae; Streptophyta; Magnoliopsida; Lamiales; Oleaceae. The record is from the annotation of a GenBank genome assembly.